This is a messenger RNA of Pseudopipra pipra, 3712 nucleotides long. Its product is annotated as cytosolic phospholipase A2 epsilon-like. NCBI's taxonomy places the organism in Eukaryota, Metazoa, Chordata, Aves, Passeriformes, Pipridae. Gene Ontology annotation, molecular function: calcium ion binding; calcium-dependent phospholipid binding. The coding region runs from base 1 to 2529 and encodes 842 amino acids. The transcript is spliced from 21 exons. Gene Ontology annotation, cellular component: cytosol. The record is from RefSeq and is a predicted model, not a curated record. Gene Ontology annotation, biological process: glycerophospholipid catabolic process.
AUGGAACAAGAUGGCCUUUUGUCUCAGUGGCCCUUCUGGUUGCAGGACCUGAUCUCUCAAACCUCUCGGCUAGGAGACGGAACUAUGUGGCUGAAUUCUGAAGGGGAACAGUGGACUUCUCUGACAAAGAUAGAAUCAUCUCUGUGUUACUUACUAACUGUAAGAGUCAUACGAGCAAGAAAUAUCCACCAGGCAGAUGUCUUAAGCCAGACUGAUUGCUAUGUGAGCGUGUGGCUGCCAACCGCUUCAAAUGACAAAUUUCAGACUAAAGCCAUCAAGAAUUGCAAAGAUCCAGUCUGGAACGAAACCUUCUACUUCAGGAUCCAGAGUCAGGUCAAGAAUGUGCUGGAGCUGGCGCUCUAUGAUAAGGAUGUCAUUACUCAAGAUGACCAUCUCUUCACAGUGUACUUUGAUAUAGCCAAACUUUCCCUUGGAGAGGAAGUCUUCAUGCACUUCAAGUGUGAUUCACAGAGACAAGAGGAGUUAGAGGUGGGAUUUGCCUUGGAUAAUAUUUCAGGUCCUCCUGAAACCAUCAUUACUAAUGGAGUACUAGUGUCUCGCAAAAUCUGCUGCUUAGAAGUUCAGGUGGUUGAGAAGAAGAAGAAAAAGCAGAAAAAGUCUUUAUCAAAGAAACAAUUCUCCUUUAGAGUGCAAGGCUCUUACGAGGGCACCCAAGACAUUAUACUGGGAUCUGAUCUGGUCUUCAACUCCUCCUCUCCUGCCAAAUUCCACUAUGCAAGAUACAAGCAGCCAACGCUGGAUGUUACACUACCAGGGAAGAAACGACCUCCCUCCUUAUGCUCACGUGUUUAUGAUACAGGCUCUCCAAACGUGGAACUUCAUUCCAUUCCAAGUGGAGAAAACAUGAUCUUAGCAGAGGAUAAAGGAUUUGAUUUAUAUGCAAAGGCAGAAGACUGCCCAGACCACCUUGAUGUGCGUUUAGGGUUUGAUCUCUGCAUGCAGGAACAAGACUUUCUGUGCAAAAGGUGGAAUUACGUUGCUCCUACUCUGAAGAAAGUCCUGCAGCUGCAACAGGAUCUGCUGAACCAUGAGACCCCAGUGGUGGCCAUCAUGACUACAGGAGGAGGGAUGAGGUCCUUAACAGCACUGUAUGGCAGUCUGCGGGGACUCAAGAAACUUGGUGUCUUGGACUGUGCCACGUACCUGACUGGCUUGUCUGGUACUACAUGGACCAUGUCAAACUUGUACAGAGAUGCUGACUGGUCACAAAAGGAUCUCGACAAGCAAAUCAGUGAGGCUCGAAAACAUAUGACAAAAUGCAAAAUAAAUUCCCUUUCCUUGGAGUAUUUGAAGUAUUACAAAAAGCAGCUGUGCCAACGGAAAAGAGAGGGCCGCAGAACAACUUUUAUAGACCUCUGGGGUCUUGUCCUGGAGUCUUUGUUGCAUGAUGGGAAAGACAACCAUAGACUCUCUGAUCAGCAACGGGCCAUUGAUCAUGGUCAGAACCCACUUCCAAUCUAUACUGCAGUCAAUGUCAAGAACAACUAUAGCACUCUGGAUUUCAAAGAAUGGGUGGAGUUCACCCCAUAUGAGGUGGGAUUGCAAAAAUAUGGAGUUUUUGUUCGCACUGAGGAUUUUGGAAGCGAGUUCUUCAUGGGACGAUUGAUGAAGAAGGUCCCUGAAUCCAGGAUCUGCUUCUUGGAAGGCAUGUGGAGUAGUUUGUUUUCAUUCAAUGUGUUGUAUAUCUGGAAUUUGUCCCAUUCGUCAGAAGAUUUCUGGCACAGGUGGACCCGGGACCAAAUUGACAAUAUAGAGGAGGAACCUCUCCUACCACUGAAGCCGCACGAGCUGCAGACUCGCCUGUUCACCCCUCCCGGCCCCCUCAGCAACACUCUUCGUAGUGCUCUCACUGACCGCCUCUGCAUUUCCCAGGAGCACAACUUCCUAAAGGGUUUCCAUAUGCAUAAUGACUACCUGGACAACACGCACUUCUGCAGAUGGAAAGAUACUGUGUUAGACACAUUUCCCAACCAACUGACACAAUCAGAUGAAUUCCUGUCUCUGGUAGAUACUGGAUUUUUCAUCAAUACAAGCAUAAUGCCACUUUUAAAACCAGAGAGAAAGGUGGACGUCAUCCUGCAUUUAAAUUAUAGUGCAGGAUCCCAGAUACAGCCUUUGGACCAGACCUGCAAGUACUGCUCUGAGCAGGGAAUCCUUUUUCCCAGGGUGGACUUGAGUGAAGAAGACAGGAAAAAGCUGAAGGAGUGUUACCUCUUUGAUGGUGCUGAGACUCCAGGAGCACCAAUACUGUUAUUUUUCCCACUAAUUAAUGAUACUUUCCAAAAAUACAAAGCACCAGGUCAGAAACGCUCAGAGUCAGAGAUGGAAGAUGGCAAAGUUGAUCUCUAUGGCUGCUGUUCCCCUUAUUCAACAUAUUCAAUUCAAUACACUGAGAAGGCGUAUGACCGUCUGGUUCAGCUGAGUGAAUACAACAUCCUGAAUAAUGAAGACCUCAUUAUGCAGGCCUUGCGCACAGCAGUGGCACGGAAAAGGCAGAUAAAGAAGUAAUGUCAGACAAGGGGGGGAUGCUUUUAUGUCCCUUAACUUGCAGAGAGACUGAAGCUCUCUUACUGUUAGCCAGCAGGCUGCAAAGGAUUCCUGCUCAACCUUAUUAAAUGGUAACCUCAGAUGAACAAAAAAGAGACUGAAGAGAAACUUUUUUCUCCAAAGAAUUUCACUGCAGUAAUUCAUUGCAAUUCAGCGACAACAGUGGAGUAUGUGUCAUUGUACGGUACAGAGGAUGGGCAGCCACAAAGAAGAAGGUGCUAAGAUGAUAAUAAACAUGGUGCUAGUUGCCUUGAAAAAGAGCUUUAAAUGUUUAAGUUUAAUGUGCUCAGGGCAGACCACAUUAAAUGCGACUUUAUGAACUCGACUUGUGUUUUGCGUUUGCAAGGUGGUGGUGAGACAAACAGCAUGGCACAUUGCAUGCAAAUGCUUAGAGAAAGAAAGGCACAGGCCACAUGGAGAGCAGCAUUGUGGAAAGGGACCUGGGGGUCCUGGUCAACAGGAAGUUGAAUAUGAGUCAGCAGUGCCCUGGCAGCCAGGAGGGCCAACCCUGUCCUGGGAGGCAUCAGGCAAAGCAUUACCAGCCAGUCGAUGGAGGUGAUCGUCCUGCUCUGUUGUGCACUGGGGUGGCUUCACAUUGAGCACUGUGAGCAAUUUUGGAUGACACAAUGUAAGAAAGAUUUGAAGCUAUUAGAAAGUGUCCAAAAGAGGGCUAAAAGAUGGUGAAGGGUCUUGAGGGGAAGCCAUAUGAGAAGUGGUUGAGGUCACUUGGAUUGUUCAGACUAGAGAAGAAGAGAAAAGAGAGGGUCAGGUUAACGUGGAGAAUUUUACCUCUACUUUCCCAACAAAAAGAUGAAGAUAUCCCCAGUGUGCUUGGCUGAGUCGUGUCACUCUGAAGCUUUAAAUAGCAUCAUCAGUCUGGCAGAGGGAGUGGGACAGUGUUUCUGCAAUGACACGCCAGCCAAGGACAAUCGUGCUCUGUGCACCUCUCUGUUUUAGACUACAGGGAAGAAGAAGUGUCAGUGGUUGGGAGGGGUGUCUGGGAAAUGUCUGCCUUGUUCCUGAAAGGGAGCUCUCUGGAUAUAGUUAUGCUUUUAUUUCUGUCCUGCUGACAAGUUGCAGAUAUAACAGUGUGGUUCAUCCAGGGUAGAUUCUCGAAAGAUAUUUUUUGUGGAUUACAAACAGG